Messenger RNA from Oryza sativa Japonica Group (Japanese rice), 1689 nucleotides. Its product is annotated as zinc finger protein CONSTANS-LIKE 3. The record is from RefSeq and is a predicted model, not a curated record. Gene Ontology annotation, molecular function: DNA-binding transcription factor activity; zinc ion binding; protein binding. Gene Ontology annotation, biological process: regulation of flower development. Lineage: Eukaryota; Viridiplantae; Streptophyta; Magnoliopsida; Poales; Poaceae. Gene Ontology annotation, cellular component: nucleus.
CUGGCAGUGCCGUUUUGCAAGCAGCGCGAGAUGGCGACCCUCUGCUGCUGCGACGGCGAUUUGCCGGCUCGGCCAAUGCGGAGCCGUCAGCUCUCCGCUGCUCGGCUAAACACCGGGCAAUGUGAGCGAGAGUACGCGCGAGACGCGAGCCGACGGGGGGAGGGAGAGUGACCGCGCGGGUCGGACGGUCGGUCGGACCACACUCGCGCGCGCGUCUCGUGGCCGGGAGUCCCUCCACGUGCCACGGACCCCCUCAAAACCCCCCGCGAAUAGUCGAAUCCCCCGUGCCCAACGCCCAAAAAACACAGCCAAACUCCGCGAGAAACCGAGCUGCGAGCGAGUGAAACGCACCACGCGCCGAGCGGCAAAGCGAAGCGAAGAAGAAAUGGAGGCGGUGGAGGACAAGGCGAUGGUGGGAGUGGGAGGAGCGGUGGCGGCGGGGUACUCCUCGUCGUCGUGGGGGUUGGGGACGCGGGCGUGCGACUCGUGCGGCGGGGAGGCGGCGCGGCUCUACUGCCGCGCGGACGGGGCGUUCCUGUGCGCCCGGUGCGACGCGCGGGCGCACGGCGCCGGGUCGCGCCACGCGCGGGUGUGGCUGUGCGAGGUGUGCGAGCACGCGCCCGCCGCCGUCACGUGCCGGGCGGACGCCGCGGCGCUGUGCGCCGCCUGCGACGCCGACAUCCACUCGGCGAACCCGCUCGCGCGCAGGCACGAGCGCCUCCCCGUCGCGCCCUUCUUCGGCCCGCUCGCCGACGCGCCGCAGCCCUUCCCCUUCUCCCAGGCCGCCGCGGAUGCCGCCGCGGCGCGGGAGGAGGAUGCGGAUGAUGACCGGAGCAACGAGGCCGAGGCGGCGUCGUGGCUUCUCCCCGAGCCCGACGACAAUAGCCACGAGGAUAGCGCCGCAGCCGCCGACGCGUUCUUCGCCGACACCGGCGCGUACCUCGGCGUCGACCUGGACUUCGCCCGGUCCAUGGACGGAAUCAAGGCCAUCGGGGUACCGGUCGCGCCGCCCGAGCUGGACCUCACCGCCGGCAGCCUUUUCUACCCCGAACACUCCAUGGCCCACAGCUUGUCGUCGUCGGAGGUCGCGAUCGUACCGGACGCGCUGUCGGCGGGCUCGGCGGCGCCGCCCAUGGUGGUGGUGGUGGCGAGCAAGGGGAAGGAGAGGGAGGCGCGGCUGAUGCGGUACAGGGAGAAGCGCAAGAACCGGCGGUUCGACAAGACCAUCCGGUACGCGUCCCGCAAGGCGUACGCCGAGACGCGGCCGCGCAUCAAGGGCCGGUUCGCCAAGCGCACCGCCGACGCCGACGACGACGACGAGGCGCCAUGCUCGCCGGCGUUCUCCGCCCUCGCCGCGUCGGACGGCGUCGUGCCGUCGUUCUGAGGAAGGACGUACGCACGGUACGGCGAGUCGGCGACGUGCGCCGUCGUAAUUUUGGCGCGCCCCGUGCGCGCGUGCAUGCGUGCGUGUGUGCGACGCAUGGCCCCGUGUGACAUGAAUAAUAUGUACAGUAGUUUUUCAUCCAUGGACGUAGUAUUCUAUUGUACUCCUUGUACUCCUACUACUCCUCUUCUGCCUAACCAAGGCUUGUACAUUACCAUGGGAGUAGCUGUUUUUGCAACCGUGACCAUGGUUCAGUGCUUCAAGUUCAAGGGCGUUAAUGUUACUGUCCAUUCUACUUUUGGAAA